AUGCGUCGAGCGAUAGCAUGCGUCCGAUGCCGGAUGAUGAAACGAAAAUGUACGACCAUCACCGUGGACGGCUGCAUUCAAUGUGUGCGGCAUAGUCAGCCUUGCUCCCUAUCCUCUCGAAAGGCUGGCUGCAAUCCAGGAGGCCGACUCGCUCCAGCAAGACCAUCCUCUGUAUUUCGCAUUCAUUUCACUGCGGAUGGCACCACUGUGGCUCUGACCGAUGCCGUCGCAAUGAAUCUGGUCGGGAAUUAUCUUCAUUUGAUUCACGACCGACCGCAUAGCUUGUUCCAUAUUGCCACACUCUGGCACGACAUUCGAGAGGAGACUAUCUCGAACCAUUUGCUUUACAGUAUUUGCAGUCUUGGGAGUAGCUUGAGCAAAGAUCCUGAGCUUCAUGCUCUGAACAAGCCGUUGAGUUUGGAGGCCAAACGGCUGUUGCAAGCUGAUCUGGAGAACGUGACUUUGGAAAAUAUCCAGACUCUGAUCUUACUGGCCAACAUCUGCGCUGCCGAGUUGUCGCCUUCUUCGGAAACGCUUUACUUUGGUAUCGCGAAUCGCAUGGCGCAUAUAUUGAAACUGCACGAGCCUAACGCCACGGACGAUGUCGUCACGAGGGAGACAAAGACUAGAGUGUGGUGGACUCUUUUCAUGGCAGAUUACUGGUGUAGUGCAGGCCUUGGCCUUCCGCGUCAACUCUACAACAUAAGCAGAGCCAUUGAGCUUCCCAUCGAUGAAGCUGCUUUCCAAGCCGCUCGGCCACACGAUACAGCGAUAGAAGCGUCGUCAGGCCUCUGGGCAUACAUGCUUACGCUGGUCGAGAUUUUCCCGCUUGUCCAGGACUUGAACAGGAGGCUUGUUGAUGACGAUAGCCUGGAUGAUGCAAGUGCUGACGAAAGCGCACUCAAGAUAUCGCAUCGACUGGAUGACUGGCUUGCGUCGUUACCUCGGCGGAUGAGACUUAACGAUCGCAACUUCGAUGAGCAUGCGACGAAAGGUCUGGGCGGCGCCUACGUCGGUCUGCACCUGGGCUACCACCACUACGCUACAUUGCUCUACUUUCAGUACUUGGACUUGCAGAGACCGUCAACAGCCGUAUCAAAGGACUUCGCAGAACGGUGUAAGCGUCAUGCUUCAAGCUACAGCGACCUUCUCCGCAAGUCUCGCGAGACCCCUGGCUGCGAAGCCGUCUACGCCACAGUCGGCCACAUGACCGUGGUGUCGUCUUCUGUCUUGCUGCAUAUGUUGUUGUUUGGAAAAGAAGAUGAGCUCGAGGUGACACGGGCACUUUUGAAUACCAAUUUCAUUGCCCUUAUUGAGAUGAGGAACUUUUGGCCAAGCUUGGAGCGAAUGAUCACCCGAUUAUCGGCCUUUCAAAGUGCUUGCCUACAAUCAGCUGAUCCAAACACUCACCGUAUCGAUCGAUGGAUGGUGCGAUUCCUCCUGGAGCAUUCCUUACCGCUUGACGAACGCGACUGGACAUAUGCUGGACAGACGGGCCAACACAUUGAGAGCUCAACUGCCACCAGGCCCAUUCAAGGGUUUGUAGAGAGGGAGCAAUUCGUCAGCGAUGCAAUGGCUACCCUGCGGGAGUGA
Zasmidium cellare ATCC 36951 is the source of this 1593-nucleotide messenger RNA. RefSeq lists its product as uncharacterized. Gene Ontology annotation, biological process: regulation of DNA-templated transcription; DNA-templated transcription. Bases 1 to 1593 code for a protein of 530 amino acids. Lineage: Eukaryota; Fungi; Ascomycota; Dothideomycetes; Mycosphaerellales; Mycosphaerellaceae. Gene Ontology annotation, cellular component: nucleus. The transcript is spliced from 2 exons. The record is from RefSeq and is a predicted model, not a curated record. Gene Ontology annotation, molecular function: DNA-binding transcription factor activity, RNA polymerase II-specific; DNA binding; zinc ion binding.